CGCCUCCGCUGGCUUCCUUUCCCAUUCGUCUCGUCUCGUCUCGCGCUGCGCCUCUCCCCUCUCCGGCGCAGCAGCCGCCUUCCACAAAUUCCCCAAUCCCCAAACCCUAAAUAAAUCCCCUCCCGUCGGAGCAAUCGCCGCCCGAAAUCCUCGGCUGAAUCCAGUCUUCUUUCGCGGUGGCCCGUUGGAUGGGCCGGCGGCCGGCGCUUUCGGUUCCGUAGUGGAUUGAAGGCGCUUCCGGGGGUCCACCGCCUGCCUUUUUGAUGCUGCUGCUGCGGCCCUUCUAGAGGCUUUCACUGAAGGAAGCAGCAGACACAACAAAGGCAGGCGCUUCGGCGAUGGCUCCGUCUCCAGCGGCAGCGGCUGGCCCCACCUUCGAAGACCUUGAACGUGACUUGCAGGCAGUUCUGAUGGACCAGAACCAUACAUCAUCUGCCGACGACCUCAGCAUAUUCCGCAGUGGCAGCGCUCCCCCCACUGUCGAGGGCUCUCGCACCGCCAUUGGUGCGCUCUUCUCUGGUCCACCACUUCAUGCCAACAAUCUUGUAGGUGGCAGUAGUAGUGGUGCUGGUGUUGACAUGCUCACUGAGGAAGAGAUACGUUCACACCCAGCAUAUCUGUCAUACUACUAUUCUAAUGAGCACCUCAACCCGAGGCUUCCACCACCAAUGGUGUCUAAAGAGGACUGGCGUGCGGCACAGCGCUUCCAGACUGUGUCUGGAGGUAUUGGGGAUAGAAGGAGGAGGCCCUCAGAGGUUGGGGGUGGAAACUCGCUGUUCUCAGUGCAGCCAGGGGCACGUGAGGGUGGUGGAGAGAAGGCGCUGCUGAAUGAUAGAAUGGGGAGAGGUGAAAGGAAUGGGCUUGCACGACAGCAGUCAUCGGAGUGGCUCGUGAGGGGCACUGAUGGGCUCAUUGGCUUGUCAGAUGUCAAUGGCCUUGGGUCUCGGCGCAAGAGCUUUGCUGAUGCAUUGCAGGAAAAUAUUAGCCGUCCUGCUGCUACGACUGGUCAUCUUUCACGGUCCAAUAGCCGCAAUGCUCUUGAGAGCCCAAAUCCACUCAGGUCAUCUGAUUCACCUAAACCACAACUGCAGAACAGAUCAGAAUCCAUGAAUGGCCUGCGAUCUGGAUCCACUUCACCCAGUCUGGUCAGGGUCCAAAGUCUUGGUUCGUCAAUGUCUCAUACCUUUGCUUUUCCAGUAGGCUCCUCUGUCUCAAGAAGCACCACACCAGACCCCCAGCUGAUCCGGAGAACUCCUAGCCCUUGCCUUCCUCCUGUUGGAGUUCGAAUGGGGGGUUCUGAUAAAAAGGUUGAAGCUAUAGCAGCUGCUUCAGUUAAUCAUGAUGGUGCCGACAUUGCGGCAACUCUGUCUAGCUUAAGCCUCUCUGGAAAUAAGAUGUCAAAUAUGGAAACUGAAGCUCAGAAUCAUGUUUACCAGAACUUUGGUGAUCAGACAGAUGUACUAUUCAAUGUACCAAAGGAACAUAUGCAAUUUUCAAAGAAAAGUUUAGCUCAAAGUACUGAUGAAGACUCGCUUAAUGGCCCUGAAUAUGCAGUUUUUCCAAAUGGGGGGAGUAACUUCAGUAAUUUGCAUGUUAGUAAGCUGGCGUCUCAUAGCAAUAGCAAGUUCUCUAUGCAAUCACCACACGGUAAUGCCAACAAGAAAGGAUCUUUGAUGAGCUCAGCUGGAUCAAUUUCUCACUACCAGAACCUGAAUGGUGAUAGCCCUGGCAUUGAUAUAUCUGGACGACACAUGAAGACUCAUGCAGGCGGUUUUACUUCAUCCAUGCUAAACAAUCAACUGACUCCUGAUGCGGACUAUGGCAACGUUCUUUCGAACCAUGGGGGAUCCAGUUUUCAGGGCCAACCGACGGAGACAAUGUAUGCGCAAUAUUUGCAGGCAAACCCUGAUUCCCCCCUUGGUGCAACUGCAAGCAUGAGUCCUUUCCAAGGGAGGGGUUUUACUAGCACAGGUCACCUGGAUAGUCCUGGAUACCAAAAGGCAUACCUUGGGUCAUUAUUUGCCCAGCAAAAGCUUCAGUAUGGAAUGCCAUACCUUACCAAAUCUGGUGCUCUUAAUCCAAAUGUUUAUGGCAAUGAUCCUGCAUUUGGCAUGGGAAUGACUUAUCUAACAAGUCCUCCAUCUAGUCCGUAUAUCUCAUCUCAUCAAGGCCAUGCCAGGCAAGGAGAGCGACUAACCCGAAUUCCAUCUGUGGUGAGGAACACUGCUGGAGGAGGAUCCAUGGGAUCAUGGAAUUCGGAAAAUGGUCUGAUGGAUAAUGGUUACGGGUCGUCCCUGCUGGAGGAAUUCAAAACCAACAAAACCAAAUCUUUUGAGCUGUUAGAUAUUGUAGGCCAUGUGGUCGAAUUCAGUUCGGAUCAGUAUGGGAGUCGCUUUAUACAGCAGAAACUGGAAACUGCUUCUAUUGAAGAGAAGAACCUGAUUUUCCCUGAGAUCCUUCCCCAGGCACGUACUUUGAUGACUGAUGUUUUCGGAAAUUAUGUUAUACAGAAGUUCUUUGAAUACGGAACUGAAACACAAACAAAGCAACUGGCGAGCCUACUCAAGGGUUAUGUGUUACAGCUGAGUCUUCAAAUGUAUGGCUGCCGAGUGAUUCAGAAGGCUUUGGAAGUUGUUGAAGUGGAACAACAAACACAAAUGGCUUUGGAGCUUGAUGGAUCUAUCAUGAGAUGUGUUCGUGAUCAGAACGGCAACCAUGUUAUCCAAAAAUGUAUAGAAUGCAUCCCUCAGGAGAGGAUACGCUUUAUUAUUUCAGCCUUCUAUGGACAUGUGGUGGAGCUUUCCAUGCAUCCCUAUGGUUGCCGUGUUAUUCAGAGAGUCUUGGAGCACUGUGAUGAUGAAAGCACUCAAAAUGCCAUGAUGGAAGAGAUUAUGCAGUCUGUGGUUACUUUAGCAGAGGACCAGUAUGGCAAUUAUGUAAUCCAGCAUGUUCUGCAGCAUGGGAAACCAGAAGAGCGUUCUACUAUAAUUACACAACUUGCUGGGCAGAUAGUGAAGAUGAGUCAGCAGAAGUUUGCUUCCAAUGUUGUUGAGAAAUGUCUUACUUUUGGUACUCCGGAGCAACGCCAGAUUCUGAUCAAUGAGAUGCUUGGCACAACUGAUGAAAAUGUGCCAUUACAGGCAAUGAUGAAAGAUCAGUUUGGAAACUAUGUGGUGCAGAAGGUUCUAGAGAUCUGUGAUGACCAGAACCGUGAAUUGAUUCUUUCCCGUAUCAAGGUACACUUGAAUGCACUGAAAAGAUACACCUAUGGAAAACAUAUUGUUGCGCGUGUUGAGAAGCUCAUUGCUGCAGGAGAGCGGCGUGUUGGGGCUCCAUCAUCUUGCUGAGAUGGCAAUGGUUAGUUGACAGAAUAACACCUGUACAGACAGACAGACAGACAGAUAGCGAGGCCUAGCUUUUUACCAUUACCCCAGUAGUGAGUCAUGUUGAGAGAGUACAACCGGAGAAGUUAAAAAGGCUCCCAAAGCCUUUGCUGUAAAUAAAGGAGAGCCUCUGGAAAUAAAUAAGAAAUCAGAAGAGAUUUUGCUUGUCCUUGAGAAAUCAAGCUGUAUAUUUGUAUGGUUUAUUUACCCCUCUGGAAGCAGCAGGAUAAAGAAGUGCAAAAUACUGUGGAAGAAGCAAAGCAAUUAGCAGAAAGAAAAGGGUUUAGGAUGAUAGAUGAUGGGAAUCAAGGACAGCUGUAGAAUAUCUUUUUUUCCUUGGAUUUCACCAGUCAGUGUAUAAGUAAGGUUCAUGAUGAUGUUUAAGUCUCUGUAAAGCCUGCCUUCAAUUUACUGACAUUUUGUUGAAAUCAAAUGCAUGUUUCUCUCUGUCGAA
Molecule: messenger RNA, 3837 nt
Organism: Panicum virgatum (switchgrass)
Lineage: Eukaryota; Viridiplantae; Streptophyta; Magnoliopsida; Poales; Poaceae
Product: pumilio homolog 1-like
Exons: 11
Coding region: 339-3347 (1002 amino acids)
Biological process (GO): post-transcriptional regulation of gene expression
Cellular component (GO): cytoplasm
Molecular function (GO): mRNA binding
Source: RefSeq, a predicted model, not a curated record